AUGGCAGACAAAAAACCCAAGGAAAGAAUCAAGACUGAGAACAAUGAUCAUAUUAAUUUGAAGGUGGCGGGACAGGAGGGUUCUGUGGUGCAGUUUAGGAUUAAGAGGCAUACAUCACUUAGUAAACUAAUGAAAAGCCUAUUAGACACACCGCCUCAGUUGGAAAUGGAGGAUGAAGAUACAACUGAUGUGUUCUACCAGCAGACAGGGGGUGUCUACUAA
Molecule: messenger RNA, 222 nt
Organism: Rhinopithecus roxellana (golden snub-nosed monkey)
Lineage: Eukaryota; Metazoa; Chordata; Mammalia; Primates; Cercopithecidae
Product: small ubiquitin-related modifier 2-like
Exons: 2
Coding region: 1-222 (73 amino acids)
Biological process (GO): protein sumoylation
Cellular component (GO): nucleus
Molecular function (GO): ubiquitin-like protein ligase binding; protein tag activity
Source: RefSeq, a predicted model, not a curated record